UGUCCUGUCUCGCGACCGCUUCUCUCCAUCCAGAAGUCCCUCGGCAGACCAGACGAGACGCCCGUCCUCUCUCAAGAUGCUCCGGUCCUUGUCUCUCCUGAUAAUUUUGUCCGUGUCAUGUUCCGCGGAGGAGGUAUGGAAGAAGUCUCAGGUGUGUGCCAAUGUAUUCUGCGGAGCAGGUCGAGAGUGUGCUGUCUCUGAGAAGGGGGAGCCCACCUGCGUAUGUGUGGAGUUCUGUAAGCCCAACAAGCGCACGGUGUGUGGCAGUAAUGGCAAGACGUAUCGUAACCACUGUGAGCUGCACAGAGACGCCUGUCUGACCGGGGUCAAGGUGCACGUGGACCACGAUGGACACUGCGAAGAGAGGAAGACAGACAAGCCAGCUACAAGCCCCAUUGUGUGCUACCUGGCCGACCGUAAUGAGCUGCGUGGUCGUGUGAUCGAGUGGCUUCAGGGCGAGGUGGAGCCUGACGGCUGGUUCUCCAAAGGAUCCAACUUCAGCGACGUCCUGCUCAAGUACUUUGAGAACUACGAUAAUGGUGACUCCAAACUGGACUCCACUGAGUUCCUCAAGUUUAUCCAGCACAACGAGACAGCUGUCAACAUCACAUCAUACAACAACCAAGAGAACAACCGCCUACUGAGGAGCCUGUGUGUGGAUGCCCUAAUUGAGCUCUCUGAUGAGAAUGCAGACUGGAAGCUGAGCUUCAACGAGUUCCUGAACUGCCUCAAGCCAGACUUCAACCCUCCAGAGAGAAAGUGUGCUCUUGAGGACGAGACGUAUGAGGACGGGGCGGAGACGCAGGUGGAGUGCAACCGCUGUGUCUGCGCAUGCGGCAACUGGGUCUGCACAGCCGUCACCUGUGAAGCUGCCCCGGAGCCUCUGCCAGCCCUGGAGGAGACAGCUGAUGAUCUGGACCAGGAGAUGACAGAGGAGGAGUGGACGCGCAGGGUUGCAGAACUCAACAAGCUACAGGUGAGGCAGGACAGCAGGUACAGGUGA
Messenger RNA from Engraulis encrasicolus (European anchovy), 1003 nucleotides. Its product is annotated as follistatin-related protein 1-like. Gene Ontology annotation, molecular function: calcium ion binding; protein binding. NCBI's taxonomy places the organism in Eukaryota, Metazoa, Chordata, Actinopteri, Clupeiformes, Engraulidae. The coding region runs from base 77 to 1003 and encodes 308 amino acids. The record is from RefSeq and is a predicted model, not a curated record. Gene Ontology annotation, biological process: multicellular organism development; regulation of BMP signaling pathway; cell differentiation. The transcript is spliced from 10 exons.